Penicillium diatomitis is the source of this 354-nucleotide messenger RNA. RefSeq names its product putative tubulin-specific chaperone Rbl2. The record is from RefSeq and is a predicted model, not a curated record. Gene Ontology annotation, cellular component: cytosol; microtubule cytoskeleton. Gene Ontology annotation, molecular function: beta-tubulin binding. The transcript has 3 exons. Bases 1 to 354 code for a protein of 117 amino acids. NCBI's taxonomy places the organism in Eukaryota, Fungi, Ascomycota, Eurotiomycetes, Eurotiales, Aspergillaceae. Gene Ontology annotation, biological process: tubulin complex assembly; post-chaperonin tubulin folding pathway.
AUGCCUCCUCGAUCGCAGCUUGAAAUCAACACUUCCUCUGUUCUCCGCCUGGUGAAGGAGGAAGCUUCCUACCACCAAGAAGCAGUACAGCAGACUGAGAGAAUCAAGAAGCUGGAGAAUGAACAGAGCGAGGACGAGAACCGUGAAUUCUUGUUGCAGCAAGAGCGCCGGGCCCUGGACGAGACCAAAAAAGUCUUCCCAUCUCUCAAGAAGAAACUACAUGACAUUGUAACCGAGCUGGAAUCGCUCAUUGCCGAAGAGGCUGCCAAGGGUUCCGACAGCAACGUCGAUCAGAUCACCGCAGCAAAGGAGGCCAUCGCUCAGGCCAAGACCGCCGAGCGCGAAGUGUCUUAG